AUGGGUCGCCCUCUUUACUCUAAGGCUUACCAGACCGAUCCUAUCAUCAGAGAGCCACAGCCUCCCUGUCCAUACCAAAAAUGGUCAUAUAUCAAUACUUUUGACCCGGACUCUGAUGAGUUCUUUGAAAACGACCAGGCAGUCUACGAGGCCUUCAUUGACCGCGUGACUGUAGAACAUUCGGAGGAUGAAGAAGAGAUGGAGGAGAGAGAGGACAUGGUUGUCAUCAGACUAGAUAUCUCCGGCGAGGACGGUCUUAGCGACCGUGAUAGCCCAAUGGCUGUUGGCGCUGAUGACCCCGCCCAGUACAUCGCACAGGCCUACCGAAGGCAGAGAGUCGAGGCGGAAACGCCCAUUCAAGUUCGUCUCGCAACUCAUAGCACCCCUCGUGAAGUCCAGAGAGACACGUCAGCGUCACCCGAAUCAGUGACGCCCCCUCCACGGCCAGUGCGCCCCACGCAGUCACAUGGUAUCUCCCAUGGCGCACAUCUUGAACCUCGAGAUGAAAUCCCGCUUCCAUCCCCCAGCGCACCCAUUCCUGUUCCUGGCACGCGCUCCCAUCGCUCUUCAUCUGUUGAAGGGUUAUCUUUCUCCUCAUUCUACCACCAAAAUUCACCACUGACACCGCCUACGCAUCAUACACCCUUUAAUCAUUUUUCCCCAUCACCGCCUCCUACAGUCUCACCUCGUAUCUACACUUGGGCGUCCCGUCGCCAGACAUAUUCGGCCACCGGCACGAGUCCUCUCACUAACACCAACGCACGCAUGUCUCAUGCCCAUAUUUCCCCUGCACUCGUCCGUGUCUGA
This is a messenger RNA of Suillus paluster, 807 nucleotides long. RefSeq lists its product as uncharacterized. The transcript is spliced from 2 exons. The record is from RefSeq and is a predicted model, not a curated record. Bases 1 to 807 code for a protein of 268 amino acids. NCBI's taxonomy places the organism in Eukaryota, Fungi, Basidiomycota, Agaricomycetes, Boletales, Suillaceae.